GUGUGGAAGACUAACUCACAGGUGUCCCCUUGGAAAUAUUAUGUGUCUGGGGAGUUUAGUUGUCUUGGAUGCAGUAUCACUUCAGUCAGCCAGAGGCAGAGAGCAGAGGACCAACACCCGGCAGAGAGAAAGACGACAUCCUCGCUUCGACCUCAGUGUACCCGUGGAUGAUCCACAUGGCGGGCCUGGCAGCUCUGUGCCUGCUGCUGGUGUUUCCACUGAGCAGCUCCCAGAGCACCCUGCAGUCUGAGCAGGAGAUCAACGCCCAUCAGGCUCCGGCAGCAGCACCUCCUCCUCCAGCACACAUAAGGGACCUUCUUAGCAAACAGGAAACCACUCACUUAAAUGCAAUGCGGACAUACAGCCAUGUUGACAAAGAUAAUGCCAAAGUAGGUCUGUUCAUCGCUGCAGCCAUGGGAACCUUCACUCUGAUGGGUGCAGUUUACUGUAUCUACAACAAGUUCUACACCAAACAGCAGUACCUGCACACCCAGCUUAACAAUGACCCAGAUUUGACCACAGACCCAAUGGACCCUCCGCCUGUGUUUUUUCACGCCUCUGUUGACUCCAGUGCAGUAGAUGUGCGGAGAGCUGGUUACGGCUCGCUCUCGGACACUCCAUCCAUCAUCUCUGUCCCACCCAGCCUGUCCCCCCCUCCCUCUGCCAUGCCCUUCCCUCCCCUCUUCCUCUCCUCUCACUCUCUGAGAACUAUAUCAGCUAAGGAUCUGGAGAAGAGCUGUAUCUGAUACACAAAGCUUAGUAAGCAGUCUGACACCUUUGAAUGACGUUAAGAAGAAGUAGUUGCUAUUUGAAUGUACACGUUGUUUAUCAUUAUCUGUACACGUUAGACACAUUUUUAAUCUUUGUGGGGCAAAUGAUGCUGAAAAUGUUUUCUUAUGAAAACAAUGCAUGAGUUUCAAACCUGGGGAAUGGGUUCAAACAUACAACCUUACCCAGUGGAGGUUUGAGACCAAUAGGAAAACGCAAAAAGAAGAGACGAGACCUCCUGACCCAUAGGCCUCUCACUGCCCAUAAACACCAUAGUUUGCCACAAAUCUGCCCUAAAUAUUUGCCUGUGUAUCACAACUAUAUGUAUGAGCUGUAGUAUUUUGUGCUGUAUGUUUUUACAGUAACAAUAUGAACCAGAUAUUCUCUGCACUUUAUCCAGUACUGUCCAUCCUCUCAGUAGUCGUCCAGUGUGGUACCACAAAAUAAACAGUCCAGUGACGAAAUAAAUGCUCAUUCCAA
Molecule: messenger RNA, 1248 nt
Organism: Seriola aureovittata
Lineage: Eukaryota; Metazoa; Chordata; Actinopteri; Carangiformes; Carangidae
Exons: 4
Coding region: 69-746 (225 amino acids)
Source: RefSeq, a predicted model, not a curated record